AUGGCACUGCCUUAUCAAGACGAUAUUGUUAAUAUUCCAAAGUCGUCAUUUACAGCAUUUAGGUUGACAUAUCAAAGUCCAAAACAUUUAUCAGAUACAUCGAAAUGUAUACUAUUGGGAAGUGUUCCCAAUUUAUAUCUACUGGAUAAUAAACUAGGAUUUUUCACUGGGGCGGCAAAUCAUGCAAAAAACAAAGUCAAGAAAAGAUUCAAGAUUGCAGUUGGAACGGUGAAUAAGAGCAUAAGAAGUAGCUCAGGGUACAGGGUAAAUAAUAACCAGGGAGAGGGACCGGAUGGAGGAUUCAAUUUGUUCUUUAGGAAUGACAAGAGAGAAAAUAUUAAUGAGAUAAUCAAUGAGAUUGCUCGUGAACAUGAAUUAGAGACAGAGGAAAUGAGAAAUUCAAACUACAAGCCUGAUGAUGAUAUGGAUAUUCCAAGUGGAAACUUUGAUACCUCUGGUGGGUCAUCAGAGUCUUCCUUGGAUUAUUAUGAUCCUGCUAAUGAGGUUUCUUCUCCUGUAAAAUCGUUUUUUUACCCAGCGAAGUUUGAUAUGAAAUCUCAAGAUGGAAAUGGUCAUUUUAGUGGAUUUAAUACUCAGAAUCUAGAAAUGGACGAUAUCAUGGAUUUACAGGUAUUAGAAAAUUCUGAUGCCAGACGAGAAUCAAUUAUUCUGGCCGAAGAAUCGACAAUUGUAUUUAAUACUCCUGUAGACGAAGAAAUCUCUAAAUUGGGGGUUACAUUUGACCCUAGUAUUACAACAAGAGCUACUUCUCGCAGGAAAAAAGUUGAGAUUGCAAUUCCAGCGCCAUAUGAAAUGAAUCCGGAGGAUUUGCUCAAAGCAGAAAAAGAGAAUCAUAGAUUUCGAAAAAAGUUCAAGCAUUUUGCAAAAGGAUCUAGAAAAGUGGCAAAAUCAAAAGGAAAUGACUUGCGGCUGAAAAUAUACAGCAAUAUAUGGAAGAGUUAUGAAGUUGGAGAGAUUAUGAGAAUGGACAAAAUGUUAGUGUUGAUAAAGCACGCUUAUCAUGUUAAUAAUGUGACCGGAUUUGGAGAGAAUGAGCCUUGCGAUUCUAGGGUUUAUGAAAGAUGGAAGGAAUAUAUCGUUGUAUUGAGGAAAGCAGAGAAUAUGGAAGCACCCUUGAUUGUUCAAUUGUAUGAUAUCAGUGCUACAACCAGCGAUACUAAGACUAAACCUGAAUUUAGCUUCAAGCUAAAUUUUCGUGUGAAAAGCCGAUUUUAUAGUGGUGUUGACAAAAGUAUAAGUUUAUGUGUUCCAAAAGAGAAUGGUGCAAUGAUAUAUAUAAUGAAACCGAGCAACCAAUUUACUUCUUUUAGAUGGCUACAUUUUGUUUCUCAAUUUAUACGUCAUAAUUUCGAUAGGUCAUUUUACGUUUCAAUUCCAGGUUUAAAAUUAUCCUUGAUGCUCAGGGUUCCAGAAUCAGAAAUAAUUAAACUGGUUCAACGAGAUAAUAUUCUUGAGGUUCGAAGGUUGCAAAAAGGGUAUAAAAUCGAAUAUAGUAACUUGAUACAGUAUUUAAAGGAAGCAGUUCUCAAGGAACUCGAGAAAAAGAAACAUAUGCCCGAAGUUGCAGACUGGUUAUUAAAAAACUUUGAUCCUUGGUUCUGUUUCAAACAAUAUGAUAGGUUGGAAUGGAUUGUUAAUAAUAGUGGUAUUUUCUUUAUUCAAAAUCAACUUUUAUCUAGGUCAUUUCAAUUGGAAUUUAGAAACAAAGCACAUCAUGAGAGAUAUACGAGGACAGAGCAAGGGAAAUUGAUGACAGAACCUGUCCCUAUAGAAGGAUUUUUAUCAAGACUCACGAAUAAUUAUGGGUCUGAAAGAUCGAUGUGGAAGACAUUCCAUAAAAUUUCAUACUUUUACAGCGCUGACGAUAUACUUUUUUUCACAAAGUUUUUCAGAGGUAUGCCCCCUUCUCCGAAUAAUGCAUUAUUGAAAGAUAAUACUGAAGGAAUACUAGACAAAUUGCCACCAGUAUAUGAACAUAAUCCAUUUCCAAUAGAUAGUAAUGAGCACAUUUCCUGGUUGAAUAAGGAUGACUUCGAACUUCACGACCAAAAUGCUAUACAAGAGUUAGAAAGAAGGGCUCAGCAAAUAAUUAAAGCGGAAGCUUUAAUUGAUAUCUGCUUGAUUGUAGAUGUUAGAGCUAUUCCAGUUCAGCGUAGUCGAAAAGCUCAAAAUUUAUUAUUAUGUCUCCUUUGGUACUCAGCUCCUGAUUUGGUUCAUGAUAACUCAAUAGUAGAUUCUUUAUUUGAAAUUGAAAUGCAGAAUGGUAGUAUUAUCAAACUCCAAGCACCAUCCAGACUUGUAAGAGACGAAUGGGUGACUAGAUUGGUAGAGCUACGUGAUUAUUGGGUAAGUAGAAGGCUUAACGAUCUAAAUAGCCUAAUUUGUACUCGACUUCAAAAUGAAAGGGAUUUAAAAAUUAAUGAGUAUGUUGAUUCGAAUAUCAUCCAAGAAAAUGAUAUAAUGGGACCGCGUAAUUCGCAUGCUGAUCCAAACAUGUAUAACAUUAAUUGUAUUGCUAUGACUAAUUGCGUGCUUAUGAGUGGCUAUUUAUACCAGAAACUCAAGAAACAUUCAAAUUUCAACCAAUACUACAUUGUACUCUGUCCAGGCUUUUUGGUGCUAUUUACGUUGUACAAAAGGUCUAAAAGGACUGGAUCGUGGAAACAGACUCCAUAUUUUCAACAUUACUUGACAAUUCCUAUAUCUGAUUGCUAUGUUUAUUCAGGUCAAACUACUGCAUUAGAUUUACUAACUGAUGAACAAGAAUUUCACGCGGGGAACCCUGGGCAUCAUUCCCUACCAAGAAUAUAUUCAGAUGGAUGGAAGUCUUCAGAAGAGGAGCCUGUGAGGUGUUUUACGUUAUGGUUUGGGAAGAAAAGAGGAUUUGUGGGGAAAGAUAGAGCUGCUGCAAAGUACAACAAUACGAAAGAAGAUGAAUCAAGGGUGUCAUGCGAAAAAAAUCCUGGUUUAAUCAGGAUGAUCAAGAAAUUAGGAGUUACUGGUAAAAGUAUUGUAUUUAUGGCCAGGUCGAGACAAGAAAGGGAAGUUUGGGUUCAAAGGAUCGCUACAGAAAUCGAUCGUUUUGCAAAAAAUGAAUAA
Debaryomyces fabryi is the source of this 3120-nucleotide messenger RNA. RefSeq lists its product as uncharacterized. Gene Ontology annotation, cellular component: prospore membrane. Gene Ontology annotation, biological process: ascospore-type prospore membrane formation; protein localization to prospore membrane. The coding region runs from base 1 to 3120 and encodes 1039 amino acids. The transcript has a single exon. Lineage: Eukaryota; Fungi; Ascomycota; Pichiomycetes; Serinales; Debaryomycetaceae. The record is from RefSeq and is a predicted model, not a curated record.